Cladocopium goreaui is the source of this 1217-nucleotide messenger RNA. NCBI's taxonomy places the organism in Eukaryota, Dinophyceae, Suessiales, Symbiodiniaceae. The record is from the annotation of a GenBank genome assembly.
UUCGGCCCAUUACAGGGGAGGCCACAAGAGCGAGCCUGUCGCGCGCCUUAAAGGCUGCGGCAACUUCUCCCUGCUGCGACAGGCGUUUGAGAGAUGGCGCCGGGCAAGGUAUCGGAACAUGAGUCUCCUCCAGACACGCCGACUAUCAAUCCGGAGAAGCACAUCGUUGAGGUUUACAACUGGAACCUAGACCACGAGUUCAAUAACCUCUUGGCAGCCGCCUCCGGGGAUGCCAGUGGCAACGCGAUCCUCGCAAUUGACAUGGAAUUCCCAGGCUUCCUUCGUCAGGAACCACGUAGUGGUGCUCGAGCUCAAAGGUACCAAGCCCUGCGCGAGAACGUGGACCGACUGCGUCUGAUUCAGUUGGGUGCUGCGGUGGCGGAUGCAGAUGGCACAGUGCGGGGUGCCUGGAGCUUCAAUCUGAAGUUUGACAUCGACGUUGAUCUCCAAUCGGAGAAGUCAAUGGCAUUCCUGCGAGCAGCUGGACUCGACUUUUCACGCCACAAAAAGGAGGGCAUUGAUCCAGGCAUUCUGGGCCGGAAGUUGGCGAACUCAUCCUUGGUGGGGCAGCGUGCCCCGAAUUGGGUGACCUUCGCAGGGGCGUAUGAUUUGGCCUACCUUCUGAAGCUAUUAACAAAUGGUCAGCCCUUACCACGUGAUGCCCACUCCUUUGAUGUGCAGCUUGGCAUGUACUGCCGACGCCACCACGAGCUCCGCGAUGUCUUGCACUAUGGGUCCUUGGAUGCUUGGGCUGCGCGCUUGUCGGUGCCACGCUAUGGUCGCUCUCAUACUGCUGGAAGUGAUGCCCUACUGACCCUGAACCUCUUCCUGUUUAUCAUGAGUAACAACUGUGCCCAAGCCGAAGACAGGAAAUGGGAUGCAUGGCAGUGGCAAGAGCAGUGGGAGAACGAAUGUUGGGAGAUGACGAUUCAGCAAGCAAGGUGGCAGGCCGCCUGGCAGUACCAAGCCAGCCUUCCUUUCUAUGGUUUGUCGACACAAGCACCGGCACCGUGGCCAGCCUUCUCUUCACCUGUGCCAGCACUGCAUGCUGGACUGCCGAUGCCGGCAGCAACAUUUUGGAAUUCGGCAAGCCCGUUCUCCAUGCACCAGGAUGUCAGAACCAAAUUUCAGAUCUGAGUAAGGCCUGGUUGAAUCUUGUCGAGACUUGCUGAGUAAAGCGGGAAAAUGUCUUGCUUAUGGCAGUGCGUCAAAGCACC